This is a messenger RNA of Monoraphidium neglectum, 508 nucleotides long. Its product is annotated as phospholipid-translocating ATPase. The annotation marks the transcript as partial. The record is from RefSeq and is a predicted model, not a curated record. NCBI's taxonomy places the organism in Eukaryota, Viridiplantae, Chlorophyta, Chlorophyceae, Sphaeropleales, Selenastraceae. Gene Ontology annotation, molecular function: ATPase-coupled intramembrane lipid carrier activity. Gene Ontology annotation, cellular component: plasma membrane. Gene Ontology annotation, biological process: phospholipid translocation. The transcript is spliced from 3 exons.
AUGGAGGGCGAGGAGGUGCCAGCAGACCUGGUGCUGCUCUCCACCCCCGACCCCGAAAACCUCUGCUACGUCGAGACCGCCAACCUCGACGGCGAGACAAACCUCAAGAUCAAGUACUGCUGGACCCCCGGGGUCACCGGCCGGUCAACUGCGGCGGAGUUCCGGGAGUUCGCCAGCAGCUGCUUCGUCGGCUGCGAGCAGCCGAACCCCAAGCUGUACGUGUUUGACGGGUUCAUGGAUGUCAACGGGUCCAAGGAGCCGCUCGAUGCCAACAACCUGCUGCUGCGCGGCUCCACGCUGCGCAAGACGGCCUGGGCCAUAGGGCUGGCCGUCAACGUGGGGCGGGACGCCAAGAUCGUGCAGAACAUGACCAAGGCGCCGCGCAAGAUCACCCAGCUGGAGCGCAACAUGAACGUGCUGGUGAUGGUGCAGUUUGCGGUGCUGUUCGCGGGGUCGGCAGUGCUCGCGGGCCUGGACCAGUGGUGGCAGUACGAAAACAACCCGACAG